Molecule: messenger RNA, 9231 nt
Organism: Phyllopteryx taeniolatus (common seadragon)
Lineage: Eukaryota; Metazoa; Chordata; Actinopteri; Syngnathiformes; Syngnathidae
Exons: 32
Coding region: 581-7357 (2258 amino acids)
Biological process (GO): cortical actin cytoskeleton organization
Cellular component (GO): plasma membrane; cytoskeleton
Molecular function (GO): actin binding; structural molecule activity
Source: RefSeq, a predicted model, not a curated record
GGUGGUGGUGGGGGGGCAAACGAAGAAGAAACCCGAGAGCCUGCGUCACUUUUUUUUAGGGUGUGUCCGGCGUGUGAGCCCGAGUUGGUCUGUGUUCGUCUGUGGUUCCAGUCUGGCGUGGUCUCAGGGGAUUGUGGGUCUGUGAGUGGCGCUCCUCCCCUCCUGGUUCUGCUUGCUCUCCUGGGUACAGCACAACACCUGCUCCUUGCACCGGCGCACGACAGUCUCCUAAGCAACUCAGCUGCAGCACCGCUGCUUCAUAUGCCUUUUUGUUUUUCUCUCUCAGACCUGGACGCAUCCAAGUGAGAUAAGCGGAACAAAUAAACUAAGGACUGGUUUUCCCUCUGUAUCGGGGCAGGAUUAGUCGGGUCUCUUCCGGGAACGCAUUAGUCAAUGUUUAACACCACUUUGAACAUCCUAAUGUGGCGUCACUUUACUCUGUGACUAAAGUCUACAAGAAGAAAAAAAAAAGUGACUUGCAGUGCUGGAGGUAUAGAUUUUUGGGGUUUCCUCAGUGGACUGACCGAUUUUGACUCAUUGGAUUGGAUUAACAGAAUCAACCUAUUUAACUGUGGCUACCAUGACAACAGAGGCAAGUGCCGUAAGUGAGGCAGACACUGAAGGCAAGCAGAAGGCUAGCGCCGCUGAACCCGAACCUGAGAACAAGCAGAGUCCAGAGGCGACCGCAUCUGAGCCAGAGGGGGAGCAGUCGAGCAAGAAAGCCCAGGGACAGGCCCCUGAGCCUGGCUCUGCUGAUGCAGCCUCCUCCCCUGAAGAGGAACAGCUGAAACCUCGCACCCGAACCUCUGCUGGCAAAGGCCUCUCUCGCCUCUUUUCCUCUUUUCUUAAACGCCGUUCGCAGUGCUCAGAAGGAGAGGGCUUUGAGGCAGAGAAAGCAAGGGAGGAAAAGGAGGAUAAAGAAGAACAGGCCACUAAAGCAGAAGAAGAAAAGGAAGAAAAAGUCAAAACUGAAGAGAAGGAUACUCUCAUAGAGGCGACAGACUCGAAAGAGGCAAAAAAGAGCGAAGAGAAACAACAAAAAGAGGAAAAGAAGACUGAGCCAGAGAAAAUAGAGAAGAAGGGCAGUAAGAAGAAAAAGAAAGACACCAAGAAGAAAACAGAAGAAGGGGAUCCAGAGAAAGUGAAAACCACAGAGGAGAAAAAGGAAGAGGAUCCAGAGAAGAAAGAGGAGGAGAAAAAAGAGGAGCAAGAAGAGAAGAAGAAAGAGGAGGAGAAGAAAGAGGGGCAAAAAGGAGACACAAAGGUAGAGGAAGCUUUAGUAAUAGAAGAAAAAUUGGAGACACAAGAAGUGAAGAAGAAAACUACAGAAGAAAAAGGCACUGAAACAGAUCCUGAAAAGGACACUCAAGAGGAGGAAAAAGUUGAUAAAAAGGUGGCAAAGAAAAAAGAAAAAGAGGAAAGAGUGAAGAAAAGAGAAGAAGAAAAAGCUAAGAAAAAAACAGAGGAGGAAGAAAGGGUAAAGAAAAGGGAGGAGGAGAAAGAGAAGAAGAGGGAGGAAGAGAAGGCCAAAGAGGCAGAAAAAGCAAAGAAGAAAGAGGAGGAAAAGGCUAAAAAGAAGGAGGAGGAGGAGAAGGCAAAGGAGGAGAAAUUCAAAAAGAAAGAGGAGGAAAAGUUGAAGGAGGCCAAAAAGAAAGAGGAGGAGAAAUCAAAAGAGGCCAAAAAGAAAGAAGAGGAGAAAUCAAAAGAGGUCAAAAAGAAAGAAGAGGAGAAAUCAAAAGAGGCCAAAAAGAAAGGAGAGGAGAAAUCAAAGGAGGCCAAAAAGAAAGAAGAGAAGGGGGAUAAGAAGGCAGACGAUAAACGGGUAGAAGACAAAGGGAAGAAAAAAGAAAACGUGAAAAAAGGAAAGAAGGAAGAGGAGAAGGGGUCAAGUGAGGAGCGGGUGAAAGCACCAAUUGCUGCCCCAGAACCAGAACUUAAAACAGAGCCAGAAACUGAAAAAGCUCCUGAUCAGCACUCACUCAACAGCGCAGAAAUGCAGCCAGCUCCAGAGGAACCCAAGGAAAAAGUUGCAAUCAAGGAGCCCGAAGAAGACCAAGUAGUGGAAGAGGAGGAAGGCGCAGAGAAGAAAGAGGCAGAGGAGAAGGAAGCGAAGGGAGAUGAUGAGAAGCCUAAGGAGGAACCCAAGGAGGAAAAGCCCGCGAAAGAAAAGAAGACUGAGAAGAAGGGUGACGAUACCAAAGGCUCCAAACGACAGAAAACAAUUCAGUGCAAAAUCACUUUACUGGAUGACAUUCAGUAUGCGUGUGAGCUCGACAAACAUGCUAAAGGACAGGAGCUCAUCACGAAAGUGUGUGACAACCUCAACCUGCUGGAGAAAGAUUACUUUGGCAUUGCUCACUGGGAAACACCGACCAGCAAGACAUGGCUGGAACCCGCCAAGGAAAUCCGGAAACAGGUGCCAGGUGCUGUCUACGAGUUUACUUUCAACAUAAAGUUCUAUCCUCCUGACCCGGCACAGCUUACUGAAGACCUCACAAGGUACUAUCUGUGUCUCCAGCUGAGGAAGGACAUCAUGAGUGGGGUUCUUCCAUGUUCCUUUGUCACGCUGUCCCUGCUGGGCUCUUACACAGCACAGUCAGAGCUUGGUGAAUAUGACCCAGAGCUCCAUGGAGCUGACUAUGUUAAAGAUCUUCGUCUUGCUCCUGGACAGAGCAAAGAGCUGGAGGAAAAGGUGAUUGAGUUACAUCGUACAUAUAGGUCAAUGAGUCCAGCCCAAGCAGACAUGCUGUUCCUGGAAAAUGCCAAGAAACUUGCAAUGUAUGGUGUGGACCUUCAUCAAGCCAAGGAUCUUGAUGGUGUUGACAUUACACUUGGAGUUUGCUCUGGUGGUCUGAUGGUUUAUAAGGAGAAGCUGAGAAUCAACCGUUUCCCUUGGCCGAAAGUUCUCAAGAUCUCUUACAAACGCAGCAGCUUCUUCAUUAAGAUUCGGCCGUCCGAGCAAGAGCAGUAUGAAAGCACAAUCGGCUUCAAACUACCAAACUACAAAGCUUCGAAGAAGUUGUGGAAAGUUUGUGUUGAACAUCACACCUUCUUCAGGGUUUCGGCAAUUGAGCCUCCCUCGUCACGUCGCUUCCUCGUCCUGGGCUCCAAGUUCAGGUACAGCGGGCGCACCCAAGCCCAGACCCGGCAAGCCAGUUCCAUGAUCGACCGCCCUGCGCCUCGCUUCACACGCUCUGCAAGCAAACGCCUCUCCCGCAAUUUAGAUGGAGCUGUAGACCAGACUCUUCAGAGCCUCACAGCAUCAACCAGGUCUGAGGUUGAUGACUGGUCGUCGAUACUUGCUUCUGAAAACCCCCACCCUUCCCUCAAAUUUCCAGCCGGAGGUGAGUCUGAACAGACAUUUAUUCAGUCCUGGAAUACUCAGGCAGGCAGUCAGUGGUGGUUGGCGCUUUCAUCUGAUGCGCAGCUACAGACGAGAAAAGAAGAUGACUGGUCUACCCUGGUCGAACGAGAUCCUCCUUUCCCAUUUUCCCCGUCUUUUGAUUUUGUUAACCAGCCAGCUAAACUCAGCUUGGCAAACAUGAGCUCUCUUGACAGGCUAUUGCAACCAGCACAGGAACAGCCCCGUGACUGGUUCCUCCACUUUGAUCGACUCCCCAGCCUGUCAUUGUAUAAGCAUGUCGAUAAACCUCAGCAUGAGUCACUGUGUGAUGCCAAGCUCCAGGUGAAGGAUGAGGAGACUAUGUGUGUUAAAGAGAAAGAAUUGACAGACGAGGAGGUCAUUGAAAGGCUAGAGGAGAUGGUGAUGACGGUGAACAAGCUAGAAGAGAUGGAAGAUAUUGAGAGGAGGCUGAGGAAAAUUAGAGAUUUAGAAGAGAGGCUCCAAGAAGUAGAAGAGAUGUCAGAGAAGAUCCAGGAAGUGAUAGAAGAGGAAUUAGGGGAACAAGAGGUUGCCAUACUAAAAGAGGAAGAACUACAGAAAGAAAGUAAAGCCAUAACACGGACUGUAUUGAAAAAUUCUGUGAUGAUUGUGAAGCGCAUAAAUGGGGGAGAUGAGAAGGAUGAAUUAGAGGAGCAAAUAAAAGAGGUGUUUUUAAAGGGCCUUUUGCCCGAGGAUGACGAGGCUAAGAAAGAUGAGCAUUUGUUUGAUUAUAGUCUGAGAGAGAAACUACGUCAGAUAGAAGAUGAAUGGAAAGAUGAGGUGGAGGAAAAGCUUAAUUUUCCACCUGUCAGUACCUCUUCUCAGGUAUCUUCUAAGACGGUUGUAAGGACUAAGAAGAAAGUUGCUUUUAUGGAUCAGAGGCCACAAAGGCUUGAUGCAAUGGAAGAUGCCCUUCUAAGAAUAAUCUCAGAAAAGACCUCCCAAAACGCUGAGAUUGGACUGAAAACAGAAAUGUUGGAGAAAAGAGCUGAGAGGAAAGUUACUGAGGUUGAAGAUGGAUUUUCACUAGACAAAGAUAAGGAUACGUGGUCCACGCUUUUUGACGGUCCGCCGUACGUGCCAAUUAUCAAACCAGCAGUUACAUCAGUGAAAUGUGUUGAGUUGGAUGAGGGGAAGUUUUACACUUCAGAAUCAGUUGAGGAUAAAAGAGCCUUACUAGAAGAACGGCCAGUAGAAGACAUUUCGCAGACAAUUCUAGAAAGAGAAGAUGACUGGUUUGCGUUGCUGGAUUCUGUUCCCAGAUAUGUAAAACCAGUUACCUUGAAAGAACCAGGCCAGAUGGGGGCUGAAAGUUUGACCUCGGUGGCUGCAAAGCCUGAGGAGAUUAGGGAGGUGCAAAUUGAAGAGACAGAGCUAAGGGAAGAGGUGCCAACAUAUCUUCCACAUAUCCAACAACAGCCGGUGAAAGAGUACAAGGAUGACUGGUUUGUGUUGGUGGAUGUUGUGUCCAAAGAAACGACUUAUAGAGCACCAGCUGCUGUUGAUGUGUCUGCUAAAGAUCAUGUCUCUCUGAGUGAUGGGACAUUUGAAAUGAGCGAAAAACCCAUGGAUGUCGUAGUAGUCGAGGAACCACAAAUAAAAGAGGAUCUGAGGCAAAAUGAAGUAACUUUGCUAUCAGACAAUGUAAGAGAAAUAGAAGAUGAUUGGUUUUUACUGCUGGACGUUCCCACAAGAGAACCACAAGUUGUAACGCCAGUGACCUUGGCUGGGUAUGUUCAGGCUUAUGCUGGAAAAAGCAUUUCUGCUUUGGUUGAAGAAAAAGUGGAUGUUGAAGUAGAAGAGAUGCAAAAAGAAGAGGCUCCAAAGAAAAUGUAUCCAGAGCUAAAAAUAGCCCCCCCAGUCAUAAAGACAGAUGAUGACUGGUUUCUACUGCUGGAUGUAGUUCCCAGAGAAACUGCCUUUGUACCACCAGCUACCCUACCAGUGGUGGCCAAAAUUUAUCCAGAUGUAGGACCUGUGAUUGAAGUGAAAGGCAUCGAGCUGAAACCACUACCAUUUGGUUUGGACCAAAUGAGAGAGCAGCCAUCUCAACCACAGCGAGAGAAAGAUGACUGGUUUGUGUCAUUUGACGCUGUUCGUGAUGAGGCAGUUAAACGACUACCAGACACCCCUGUCGAAAUUACUCCAGCAAUGAGGAAACCCUUUGAGGCUGAUGUUUUAACUACUGAGACUAGAACAUGGGAGAUGAUGAUAAUUGGUGAGAACACCAGACAUGAUGAGACACGUAUUUCGGAAAUGAGACCAGUUAUACCAACGUCAGGGAGAGGAGAAGAUGAUGACUGGUUUGAAUUGUUCCCAAAACAAACCAUCCCAGAAAAGACUGCCCCUGUACCAUCAGUUGCCAUGGUUGAGCGUAUUGUGGAUGUGGCCGCAGUUAAAGCAACAAAACAAAAAUCCAGCAUAGAAGAAGUGAGACUGCCAGUGAAGUUAGUCAAGAUUAAACCACAACCGCGAAAGUUGGAUGAUGACUGGUUUGUGUUUUUAGAUGCAGUAAAAGUACCAGCUGCCGUCCCUGAGCGCCUCAGAUUCCCGGCAGAAAUUCCAAGAGUUAAAAGGGCUGAGACCACAACAAGGAUUUCUACUUUUGAGACAAGACCCCAGUUUGAGAAAAAGAUCCAGGAACAAAGAUGGCCCCUCAAACACACUCGUGUCAGUGAUGAUUGGUUUGUUCUACUAGACGUUGGCCCCAAAGAGUCAGUGGCGAUUACACAGAGAAGCACCCGUCCUGUGAGCGCUCCAGUCUUCUCCCAAGCUGCUCUGGCCGAGGCUGGAAUUCCAAUGGCACCCUUGGACCAGCCCCAGACCUCCACUCCAAUCAGGACAGGCGUCAAAGAGGAAAGGAAGCUCGAUGUCACUUUUGAAGUUGUUGAGCCAUCCAAAACCGAGGACAAGUCAGUAUGGAAUGACCAGAGAACUGACUCCUCACUGACACUGUCCAUCAAUGGGGACAUUCAGUCUGAGGUGACAAGCAGAGAGGUGGUGCAGUUGCGAAAGAAAAGAGCUAAGAAAAUUGAGGGUGACUCAAUUUAUAUGAGACAUAGCCUUUUAAUGUUGGAGGAGUUUGAUAAGCCUCAGGAGGACCUGCUCAGGCAUCACGCCAGUAUCAGCGAGCUGAAGAGGAAUUUCAUGGAAGCUGUACCUGAGCCCAGGCCCAGUGAAUGGGACAAGCGUCUGUCCACGCACUCACCUUUACGUACUCUGGGUGUCAAUGGCCAGCCCAGUGCCGAUGGGAGCGUCCGCAUUAGUCCGGUGUGCAGAGUUUCAGAGACCAAGGCUGCACUCGAGGAAACCCCUGUGAGUUUGGGCUUUUCCAACAAGACCAGUCCUGCUGUGAGCCCCUGGCAUAGUGCCUCGGCUCCCAGAGUUCCUUUUGACAAGUCAUGUGAUCAGGAAACACUUGUGGUGAUUGAAUCAUCCCUGGUGCCAAUGGUAGAGGUGGAGAUGGUGCAUCUGGUUCCCUCUCUCGAACCCAGCAGUACAUAUUUAGAUGAGACCCAGAAAGCAGAAGGUUCAUGUCCCAGAUUUUCGGAGCACUCUGGGAAUAAAGUCGGAUCUUCCCCUGCUUCCUAUUUCAGGGGCGGUGGUCCACAGGUCAUACGCAGCUUCCAGCCCCCUCUGGUGCAGACCCAGACAGUCACCAUCACAGCUGUCCCCAACUCCUUACCCAGUGGCAUCUCCACCACAGAGGUCCCUAUCGUCCCAACCAAGACCGUCACCUACGAGUCUGCAAAGGGUGCAGUUGAUGGGACAGAAGAGGAGAAAGAAAGCACAGUUUCCAUCUCUCAGACCUCAGAAACCACCAGUGGCACCACCGUCACUACUACCACUACACACAUCUCGAAGAUUGUGAAAAGUGGCUCCUCAGAGACUCGUGUGGAGAAAAGAAUCGUCAUAACUGCUGACAGUGACGUUGAUCAGGAUAAGGGGAAAGACGGCGGCGCAUCGGCAUUGUAACCGAUGCACCACAAGCAGCUCCUCCUUUGACUGCCCAUCUCCCAUUCCCCUCGGUCAGAGUGCCGUACGCCACACACACUGACUGACCCACUCUUUGACGCACGCACACAUAUCUCAUGAAUGUGCACCCAGUAGCAGAGUCUGACUAGAUUGUGUUUUGUUUUCUUUCUCUUUAUGGUUUGAGCUGUUCAUAGAAAGUUAGAGGAGGGCUUGCAUCGUGCUGAUCAAACCUCAAACCUUGAAAAGCUUCUCAGAACUUCCACUUCCAUUGUUUUAAAACAUAUUUCUCUUUCUUUCCAAUUGUAGCAGAUAUGUUUGCUUUUAAACAUGUUUACUUCCCUUUUUAAUUAUUAUUAUUAUUAUUAUUAUUCGUUUCACCAAGGCACUGUUUCGGAGUUAGUUUUGAUUGUCAGUGUUCAUUCCCUUGGUACUACUUGGAACGUAGAGACUACUCUCAAGGGAACUCUUCUUUCUGUUGUUUACAUUCAGGAGAAACAUUGCAUGAAAUUGUGUACUUGAUGUACAAUGAUUCAAACAUAAAUAUAAUUUUGUGCACUAAUUCGGACAGCUGUUUGGUUUCACUCAGGAAAUAUAACCAAAAUUUGCUUCUUUUAUGAGCAGCCGACCACCUGUAGCCUACAUGUUCUUGUAAAGUUUGAAUUAAAACUUGAUCUAUUUUGACAUAUUUCUCUAUUUUAUAGGUUUAAUGCUUUUAUAGUGUUUGUACAAAAUGGAAAUGUUUUAAGUUAUUCAUAUCCCUCACUGACUUAAAUUGUGCUGUUGUCUAAAUUUGCGGUCUCUAUUGAAGAUUUUCUUCCAUGAUUUGUUCUUACUCAAUUCCUCAACGUCAUGUUAAUCAGCCCACCAUUCAUUAACAUUGUGCUUCCCUCAGCCGUGAUGUUUUGAAUACAUUUCAUUGAUACACGUUUCAAGCUUUGGUCUGUUUCUCUCAGGUUUUAAUGUACUUCGCAAGACCACAGACCUCAAUCAGAAUGUAUGAGGAAUGUCCAUAUACUUAUAUCUUGCCCCUCCUUUAAUGUACAUUCAUUUUCAGCCGUGUGAAGUCAAUACAUUGAAAGAGCCUGUUCUCACGAGAAUUUCGGAGGAAUGUGUACAAAAAAAAUGGGGGUUCAUUCAAAAAGCUUUCUUUUUAAUAAUACAUUUUUUAAUCGUAUUUUCCACCCACCCUAUGCCCUCACCUCCUACCUAUUUACAUUUAUGGGAAAAUACAUUUUGUCUUCAUGUUGCUGGAAAACAGUCACAUUUGACCGAAUAUUGUUCUUAACUUUUUGUACAAUUUCCAACUAAACUCUUGCGGGAACACGUUACGCUUGUGGCUCGUCUCAGUGAAGCGCAAGUGGAAGGUGAAGGCAGCUGUCCUGGUAAAUGUGGCUUUUUUUUUUUUUUUUUGUCAUAGGAGCACAAUUUUUUUUUGUUAGUUUUUUUUUUUUUUUUUUUUACAUGUUCUACUAUACAGUAAAUUAUUUGUAAAGUAGCAACUGUUUCAUGUGAUUUUCAUGUACUGUGAUGUUUCAAGGAAAAAGCUGAUUUCCAGGCUUCCAUUUAGAGAUGUCACAAAGUUUAUAUCAAGAAAGUUUGUAAAGCCUUUUACCACAUAGUCCAAGUAGAUUUGCUCUCACUUGCUGUCUAAUGUGCUUUUGUGUAGAAGGUAGAAGCUGUCAAACACACCAGUUCCCUUUUAGACCACGUGUUUCUUCGUCUUGGUCGCAAACUUGGUAGCUACAACAACAGCAACCUCCCCAGAAGAAACUUGGAAUUUCACAUGGGAAAAAUAGAUUUUAGAUGGUGGAAAAUAUUGUUGCUUUAUGAUUCAUCUUUGUCUUUUAUUAAAAAAAAAAAAAAAAAAAGCAUUA